AUGCCGUCAGCUCUUCUGUGCUUGACGGUGUUCUACACCGCGUUGCUUUCGGUGUUGGCCGGCACGUCCUUUGACGCUGCUGAAUCGCAAGGUAUCCAAGCAGAGCCGAUAACGCCGUGGCGAGGCCUUUCAAUCGUCGUCACGCUCUUGAGCAGCGCUCCUCCGCGCAACCAAUACCUCCUGCAUGCCAAGCCAGUCUUGUCGUGUGAGGGGCACAAGGUGCUCUACGACGUCAACGCCACGUUCGGCGACGUCUACCUUCCCUCGAUCUGGGCCAAGCCCGUGACCUCCUACGUCCAGACGGAUGGGUUCGCCGUGAUGGAUCCGGAUCGACCGGAACCCGGCGGGUGUCUGUAUCCGGAAACAGGUCCGUACGCGGUUCCACCGAUCAAUGCGAUUGCCCGUGCGCUGAUGAAUGUUACGGAUAGUACCCACGCCGUCAGCGACACGUGCACGGGAAAGCUGUACUCGAUCACAGCGAACGACGACAGCUUCAGCGUGUGUGUCACGGAUCCCGGCAGGAGGAUCACGAUCACUGGAAACGAUCUGCUCCUGGACGUCUCGUAUGCGGACCACGUGGAAGUCGAAUCGAACGGGGGUGCAGCUACCGGGUGCAAGCAGGUGUCCUUCCCGAUACCGGUGACGCCGAUCGGCAAGUCGUUGCUGACUGGAAGCCCCUCUGCGUCUGCAUUGUAG
Hyaloperonospora brassicae is the source of this 696-nucleotide messenger RNA. NCBI's taxonomy places the organism in Eukaryota, Oomycota, Peronosporomycetes, Peronosporales, Peronosporaceae. The record is from the annotation of a GenBank genome assembly.